GCUCAAAAUUUCCGAUUUGCUCUGUAACUCCUGGUAACCUAAUAAACGGUAUAGCAAGCGCAGAACAGUUUAAACAAGGAACUUGCCAAACUUCAAACUGAUUAAAUUAAUCUGGAAAAGAUAAAGAAUUAUCGGUGAUCAACUUCACGACGUUUAUAUAUGCGUAUAUGUAUAUAUAGACUCACGAAUUAUAACGAUCUCAUUUGUUUGUAUUGUGUUGUCGGGAUAAAUAACAUACUUCAUGGAAAGUAUACCCUACUCGAUUGUUGUUCCUAUUCAUAUCCUCAAUUAUAUAACGAGGGUUUCACUGGUACAGAGAUUUAACAAUCCCUAUCGAUCAUUUCUGAUUAAUGUGCGUUUUUUUGCUUAAUGCAUGGCACUAACUCAUCAUCACAAAUUAUAAUAAUCCUGCUCUAAAGCGUUUACGCAAUUCUGGCCCCACCAACUUUUUGUUAUCGCAUUUUUGUCAUUGCCAAUGUUUAAUUUCAAUGUGACUGGUUUCCUGUUAGCCUCUAUGCGUCCGAUUUUUUCUAGGCGGAGAGACGUCCUGUACAUGAAUGAAUACCAUCACGUGUGUGGAAAAUGACUGUGGAUGGAAAAAGUCUCCAUUCACCAAACGCACAAGCUUUGAAGCUUUCUUUAAUUCAUCCUAUCAGCGUUUGUCGCUCUGGCCUCAUUCAAGUGCUGUGCUGCAGCCGCUAUUAGAGCGUCGUUCCUCGGGACGUACCAUACUGUGGUACGCAGUUUUAGCGGCGGGCGGAGCGAUACAUGUGAGCCGGUUCCCCGGGCAAAAUGGCGCGGGUAGGUAGGCGACUGCUAUUCGCUCGAAGUUUUAAAGCAGAGUGAUGGCGGGUUCGGCGGCGGCGGCAGCGGUUACGGUGGCAGUGGUAGCACUCGUCAUAGCAGUAGCAACAGCAGUGGCCGGCGAGAUCGGUGCUCAUAGUGGCGAUCGGUGGAACUACAUCGAAGACAGAAACAGAGAGACGUUGAGAAAACGACCGGUAGGGCCUACUGCAACGACGAAACUUGCUUCUUGUCAGUGAACAGUGUGCCCCUCAAGCGAGCAACUAAUCCAGCAACAACUGCGGCCACAACAACUAUAACGAAGCAAUCCUAACAGUAACGGCCCUUGCUGGCGAUCAGUUGCCCCACGGGCAGCUGCAGUAAACACAGCAGCCGAACGAAGAGAGGGAGAAAAAGCCAGGCAGACACGCAUUUGCGCACGCAAAUAUCCACACCGAAACGUAACUGCAAGCAAUAGUUUCCAAUCGUAGUCUGCAACAGUUUGCCGGUUGGUGACAGCAACACUGCCGCCGAGUCUAUUGCGAAGUGUGUGCUUGGGGGCAUUCAUCGUAGCAUGUAAGCUGUGAUGACGGGCGACGUAAAAUGUGUUUUUGCUGGUAGCUCGAGCAGCAACAGCUCAAGUCGUUGCAGUAGAAACAGUGACAACGGCUGCGGCAGCCCUUGGUGACGGUGAUUAGCGCAAGGCGGUUUUUCGCUGGUGGCUGUUUCGCCGCUGAUUUCCGCUUCUGUCGUUGUCGCUGUUGUUGCCGUUGUUGUCGUUGUUGUCUAGAGUGUUCUGUGCCGUUGAGCUGCGUUAAUUCGUUUUUGCGCCUCGGCCAAGAGCGCUGCGUCGAGUUUACCGUUGCCAACUGGUCAGCGGCGCCUGCAGAGGGCUAGCAAUCGUCUGAUCGUUGACCAACACACAACGCUGCAUGUUCAUGUAAUAGUCAGCAAAGCGCAUGUUAAUGUGGAUGAAGUUAAUUGCUGGCACAACAAUAUAUGGUCUCUCCUGCCUGCUGACCGUUAGCUGCGUGAGGGUACGUCGGUGUGGAGGAGUCAGUCGUGGGUCUUCUGUCGUUUUGUUGUUGUUGUUGUCAUCGCUUGCUCGCUUGUUGACCGCUUGAGAAAAACGCCAAAAAAGCAGCAGAACUUAUUGAACAUAGGUUACGAGUGAAUGUUGAAGGUUGUUCCCCACAGUAUGAUGGUGUGAAGGCCGUUGUGAGAUAUCAUCGGUACUCAGCAGAGGAGAAAGGGCGAAAGAAGAGGUGCUGUUCAGUUAUUCGUCGCUCACAUUGGCCACCGUCGUUCCAUCAGCUCGACGAACAUCCGUAGAGAUCGGGUAGCAACGAAAAGUAAGAAAAUCGUUAAACGGUAAACAGUAUAAACGAUUUACACUACCGUUACGAUUGCUGUCCCCGUGGCCAAUUCUACUUCUACUGAACGUCUACUGAAAUAAAGCUGUGUGGCUUUUGUGAGUACUUUUCAUUUGCAUUUUGCCUUCCUUCUACCCGUUGUGUACGGGUUCGUUGCCUUUAUCAUAUGACUAUCCCGCUACCGUAACUACUCCAACGAACAUCCCCUUCAACCUCCACGGCUAUUACUCGUUGGAAAAGCUUUAUCGGCUACAACAGCAUAGGCCGUUGCACUGCAGCCUCGCGCAUUGCUGUUUAUUAGUAAAGCAACAGCAAAAAGGAAAAAAACGACAACGACGGCUGUUUCGAACAAAACAAAAAGUACGGGACUGUUCUUUCCCAAGUUAGCAGUCUCGGCCAGUAGUGACAGAACGAGAAGGAAUAGGAAGUUUCGUUUUUUAGAAGAUUAAAGAUUUAGCUGUUAUUUUUCGGACUGGAGUCGGCACAACGUGACCUAUCGAGUCGCUCAGCGGUAUCAGGAGACCAUCACCCGGCAGAUACUGGACACGAACGAAGUGUAGUUUCGCGAUUUGCUAAAACUACGAAUUCAGCAAAUCAAACAGCAACAAUGACAAAGAAAAACGAAUAUCUCAACAGGCUAUAAGAAAAAACAAUUCUAUUAGACUUGUUGAAUUAAUUGUAGAACAAGGGCUGAAGAUUAUAUGAUUCUCCAAUAAUAUAGAAAACAACACCAAUGGUAAAUUGAAAGAUCCAUCUCUCAUUAAAACCCAACGAAAUUAUCUAAGAUAACAGUGAGAACCGUCUCGUUCGAUAAAUUCCACAUUGCUUUGUUGUAAAAGACGAAUCAACGACUGAACAGAACAUAUUAUUUGAUGCUCCUCGUCCAUCACCAUAAUACAAAACGUAACUGCACAAUGUAACCGGUCAAUUACGGAAGGCAACAAUAAGAAUCAGCAGUAUAUUUACUUAAGAACAUAUAUGCAAGUGCGUGUGUCUGGAAGGGAAAACAAACGAAUGUUCUAAUCGGUCUCUCAUACCAUCUGAGUGUCUAAUUAUACUUCAGCAAGUUGGCAACGAGAAACAUAAUUUCACUUAGGGUAACCGUACUCUUCAAUAUACAUCAAAGCUGUGACAGCCAGCAGCAAACUAAUAUCCCCUAGACAACAGCAACGAUGGGUUGUGCGGUGAGCAGCGUGGACAAACAAGCGGCGGAGCGUUCGAAAAAAAUUGAUAAAGACCUCAGAGAGGACGGUGAACGACAAGCGCGAGAAGUGAAAUUGCUGCUUUUGGGCGCUGGCGAGUCGGGUAAAAGCACAAUAGUAAAGCAAAUGAAAAUUAUCCAUGAACAGGGUUACACAAUCGAGGAGUGCAAGCUCUAUCGUCCAGUGGUGCACUCGAACACAAUCCAGUCAUUGGUUGCCAUUCUUCGCGGCAUGGCGCAACUCAGGAUCGACUUCCGGGACCCCGCACGCGAGGACGACGCCCGUCAGUUUUCAAGCAUCGCAGGUGCGCCAAUGGUGGGCGACUGUGAAAUCGGACCCGAACUGAGCGUUAUGAUGCAGCGGCUGUGGCGAGACGAAGGACUCCAGCUCUGCUUUCAAAGAUCUCGUGAAUACCAACUCAAUGAUUCUGCAGCCUACUAUCUGAACGCACUCGAACGCAUUUCACAGCGCAACUAUAUCCCGACCCAGCAAGAUGUCCUGCGAACGCGCGUCAAAACAACGGGAAUCGUAGAGACGCAUUUCGUUUUCAAAGGGCUUCACUUCAAGAUGUUUGACGUCGGCGGCCAACGCUCUGAGCGCAAGAAAUGGAUCCACUGUUUCGAGGGGGUUACUGCCAUUAUCUUUUGCGUGGCUCUAUCAGGGUAUGACUUGGUUCUUGCCGAGGAUGACCAAAUGAACCGCAUGGUCGAAUCAAUGCGACUGUUCGAUUCAAUUUGUAACAACAAAUGGUUUACACACACCUCAAUCAUCCUGUUCCUGAACAAGAAGGAUCUCUUCGAGGAAAAAAUCACUCGUUCUCCACUCACGAUUUGCUUUCCCGAGUACACGGGAGCGAAUCAGUACGAUGAAGCUGCCGCCUACAUCCAGAUGCAUUUCGAACGGCUCAAUAAGCGACAGGACACCAAAGAGGUGUACACGCAUUUUACGUGUGCGACGGACACAUCGAAUAUCCAGUUUGUAUUUGACGCUGUAACGGACGUUAUCAUUAAGAACAAUCUUAAGGACUGCGGCCUGUUCUAAGAGGCGGCUCGUAUGAAGGAUUCAGAGCUACGAUCAUAAUCAUAACCAGAACGUCAACAACAACGAGAAUAAGGGCUGCCAUUUUGAAUAGAUGAAGAGGUUAGAACUAUUUCCAUAGCUAGCACUUCUUCAACAAUGACAACGAAGGAUAUUCAAUUAACUGUCAACAACAAAACGCGGGAGCAGUAACGCCUCAAUUGAUUAAAUGAAAAUGAGAAAGGUAAUCGCAGAAAGUACAAAUGGUCAAACCUUUCAUUUAUUCUUCAUUCCCCGGAUUUGACAAUCUGAACCCUCUGUUCAUUUGGUUAAAUCACCUGUUGCAGGUGGAAAAAAAAUUGGUGCGCCCGAGGUUGAUCGACAGACCGGACCGACCCUUCGAUAAACAAGUGAUUUAUUUAUGUGUAAUGCAGGCUUACUAGCAGUUGAGUCAUCAUUAAAAAAUGUGCUUUGAUCCUAGAAACUUGUACCAACUAAUCGUAUUAGAGAUAACAAUAACUUACAAAUUAAGGCGUAUCGUUGAUUUUCGAAGGAACUUAUAGAGAUUCUGCGAAACUCAGGAUGUGUAUACAUAGCUGGCAAUGCUCGCAUUUACUAGCUGCAGCUCUUUCUGUGUCUAGUCGAAUACCUGCAGCGGCCUUUUAACGGACAAACGAGAUACACACGUACCGUUUACUGAUAAGCGCAAUACGGCAUGCUAGAGGAAGCGUGUUAUUAUGGGUAAAAAAAAACACUAGAUUUGGAUCUAACUUGAAUGAGUCGCACUUUGCCGUAAGCAUAAUUCUUGGAUUUUUUAAGCGAUUGGCGCCACAGGAAAAAGCGUUUGAUAUCGACUGUCAUCGUCAUCAGAGCUUGAGACAGUGAUGAUGAAUAUACGUUGAUUAAUUGGAGUGAAAUAAUCGAAUGGAAUAUCAAUAAUCAUUGACAGGGCCUAAUUCGCAGAUCUGCCUGGACGAGUAUGGUGCUCAUCCAUACAUUGACUCAUCGUCCGGCUUUUGAGUGUGCCAUUUUUGAUGUCUGCUAAUAUAUAUAAACACAUCCCCCUAAUCUACAUAUGUGUAUAUGUAUGUAAUGUUCUGCCUUAACCAUAAAGAUCCGUGCAUACAUCGACAACAGAACAACAUAUAAUAAACUAAUCUUGAUUCACUUGAAAGCACAGCCAACUUUUGCAAUACCACUAAAUAGUUUACGAGAUUGAAGAUUGCGGCAAAGAGGAUGUGGAAGACAUCUAGGUACACAGUAAAGAUUAUCAUACUGUGAAAAGAGACGAUACUUACAUCCGUCGAAAACGAUGUUACGAAGAAAAAUAAGGACUUGAUUUCGAUAUUGUAUUAUAUGGUAUCUGAAUUCUGAAGAUUAAGACCAGUCGCCAAUAGGGAGAAAUAAAGGAUCGGAUACCCCUUGUUGAAGAGGUUCCGCCGGUUACCUUGCUGGUCAGUUGUCAGAGGCAUCUAUAAUUAGCUAUGAAAUGUGGAUAGCUUUGACGAGCUUCGGGCCUCCGAUAGGUGUAUGAUCUUUUCGCAUUACAAUUCGUAGUGAAGAUUGACUGUAGUACGAAUCCUUCUGUGAGGUUGGCUUGUCGCUUGUGAGUGCCACUCCCUCUCGUUGCACCCACCGUUUGAAAUAAUAAUAACAUUGAUUAUAUUAUGACGUUACUAUUUAGGCAAGUAACGAUGGAAACGUUGCCGCCAUAGCAUUGCUGUAAGAAAUUUCUACGAACAAAAUGAUGACAACAGGAAGAGAAAAUGAAGGACAAGAGCUAUAUAGCGUAUGGUAAACGAUUAUUGUACGUUAAACAUUCCUAUAGUCACACUGGCACGUGAUGCUGGAUGCUCUUAAAAAGACGUGUCUGAAACAUUAGGACAAAAUCGUCUAUAACAGCCUCUAAUAUUGUUGACGACAAACUGGAUGCACUGAAGUAUUAUGGGUGAGCAAACGAACAGAUGAUGUGAAAACACUGAAUAGUGGACAUUUCCGAGAAAAGAAAUAAGAAAACCUCUAAGCUUAGUAGAACGAAACGUAUGUAUAGCCAGUCAAUACAGAGUGGCAUGAGCACGUUUUUCGCCAGUGAAAUUUUGGCCAAUUUCCCCCGACCGUAGGGCAUUUUAGUUCGGUUGAUACGAAUGUAAGCUGACGAAAAAAAUUAUCAUCUACAGUGCGGAUUAGCUGUGAGAAUAUAAUUGCAGCUGAACUUUUCCUGUAGACUAAUUUAA
Molecule: messenger RNA, 6609 nt
Organism: Varroa destructor (honeybee mite)
Lineage: Eukaryota; Metazoa; Arthropoda; Arachnida; Mesostigmata; Varroidae
Gene: Galphai
Product: G protein alpha i subunit
Biological process (GO): adenylate cyclase-modulating G protein-coupled receptor signaling pathway
Cellular component (GO): heterotrimeric G-protein complex; cytoplasm
Molecular function (GO): GTPase activity; G protein-coupled receptor binding; G-protein beta/gamma-subunit complex binding
Source: RefSeq, a predicted model, not a curated record